Closterium sp. NIES-65 is the source of this 2730-nucleotide messenger RNA. The record is from the annotation of a GenBank genome assembly. Lineage: Eukaryota; Viridiplantae; Streptophyta; Zygnematophyceae; Desmidiales; Closteriaceae.
AUGAAAAUUGGGUGGCUCAGCAGCGCGGGACCCGUGUACAAGGUGGGGAGGGCAGCAGAAGGGGCAAGGGGGGUGCGGGGGGAAGGGUUCGGGAGGGUGAGUGGCUCAAGGUGCCACGUGCAGGGCUUGUGGGGCGGAAGGAGGGAAGGCGGGGAGUUGCUUGCUGCAUCACCACUCUCCCCGUCUGCUUGCUGCAUCACCACUCUCCCCGUCCGUUUGUUUGAUUGGCAAGCAGUGGCACAGGGAGCAGCGGCAAGGAGAGGUGGCGCAUCAUUGCACUACGGGGAGGAGGUGGUGGCGGGGCUCAUGGGGCUGCCUCACACCCACGCGGACGUGCACAAGGUGUACCUCGCUGUCUACCGCUCCUUCAUGGAGGCGCUGGACGCGAUAGACAACGGGGUGAACCAGUUUGAGUCGGAGCACCCGCCGCGCUACGUGAACAACACGCACCUGUCGGCGCGCGUGGGGCGCUUCAACCCCGACUGGCUCGACGACGCCUCCCCUGCCGCCCAGGACGCUGCCUUUCACAAGGCCAUGGCUCUCGCUGGGGAGGAGUUCGUGGAGGUGGCCAUCUGUCUCGUGGUUCACACCCUGCCCCACUCCACCACUCCCCCACCACCAGUCCCAUCAACCUCCCCUCCAGGUGGUGACGUGCACGGCGCACGGCUGGCUGGCAGCUUUGAGACGUCUCAAAACCCCAACCCCCUCCACCACCAACCCCCUGGCAGGCGCCGGUGUGAGGAGGGGUGGAGCGGAGUGCAGCAGCAGUGGAAGGGGCAUCUGAGUGAGCUGGAAGGGGAGUUGAAGCUCAACCCUCUGCCCAAAUACAUGCUGUAUGAGGACGACCGGGCCAAGCAGUGGAGGGUGCAGGCCAUUUCAGUGGCGCCAGGCAGCUUUGAGAGCCGCUGCCCGCUCCCCGUCGACUGGAGGGGGCUGCGCGACGAUGAGCUGUCGGAGCGGUCGAGCAUUCCUAGGGGGGUGUUUGUGCACAUGAGUGGGUUCAUCGGUGGUAACCACACGUACGAGGGCGCCCUCGCCAUGGCCAAGGCUGGCCACCCAUCCAGUGCCCUUGUGUUGAUGCGUGACGGCGCACAAGACAGGCCCACAGUGGUGCUGCCAUGCGCUGUGCCCACCCACCAGCGCGUGGCGAUCCCCUCCUCCAACCACCCAGUGCGCACAGCCCUUGCUGCCUGUCACUGCACCGCACUGUGUGCUGCUACCACGCUGCCGUCAAUCCCUUACACCGCCACACACUCUGUGCUUCUGCUUGCCCAUGAUGCUCUUGCUGCCGGCGGCACGGGUCACUGCUGUGCUGUGCCGUGUGCGUGCUGCCCCGAUGCCGCCUCGUGGGGAGGAGGGCAGUGGGCGGAGUCAGCAGCAGCAUGUGGCGGCGCAGCAGCACACACUCUCAGCACCUCCUCCGCCUGUUUCCGCAUGCUGAACGUGCAACGGCGCAAGGACUUCAAUGGCGGCCAUUUUCAGCCGUUAGAUGUAACGGACGGUGCAGAUAUGCUCAUCCGCAUCCUUGUGCCCACGUACCAGUGCCCCGGGGAGGAGCGGCUGGGCGUGUGGGGUGAUGGUGGCAAGUGGACAUGCAUGCUGCCGUCCACCAUUCAGCCCAAGCCCAUAGUGUACAGCAUCGGCAGCAACGAGUCGUUCUCCUUUGAGAGUGAGAUAAGCCAGGAGCUGCACAUCCGCACGGACACCUUCGACCCCUUCAUCCCUCCCGAGGCCCAGGCGCGCAUGAAGGCCCUCCCCUUCCUGCGCUUCCACAGCAUUGGCGUUGCCAGCAGCGCUGACAUCAACGAGUACAAGAAGUGGUACCCCAAGAUGCACCUCAGGCAGCUGGCUCAUGUCAUGCAUGUGUUGAGAUGCCUCAAAACUCUCUCCCUCCACCCACCCACGUAUGCAGAUGAGGUUCAUGUGGGUAAGCGAGAUCAUGAGGCUGCACCUGCUCCCUCUGCUCCCCUUUCCUCCCUCUGCUCCCCCUUUCCUCCCUCUGCUCCCCUUUCCUCCCUCUGCUCCCCCUUUCCUCCCUCUGCUCCCCUUUCCUCCCUCUGCUCCCCUUUCCUCCCUCUACUCCCCCUUUCCUUUCCUCCCUCUGCUCCCCCUUUCCUCCCUCUACUCCCCCUUUCCUCCCUCUACUCCCCCUUUCCUCCCUCUACUCCCCCUUUCCUCCCUCUACUCCCCCUUUCCUCCCUCUACUCCCCCUUUCCUCCCUCUACUCCCCCUUUCCUCCCUCUACUCCCCCUUUCCUCCUCUGCUCCCCUUCUCCUCCUCUGCUCCCUCUUUCCUCCCUCUGCUUCCCUUUCCUCCUCUGCUCCCAAUGUCUCCCGCUCUCCCACACGUCCUGCGCCUCACGUGGAACAGAAGAGGGUCAUGCGGGUGGGCGAGAUUAUGAGGGGCGUGUACAUUCACGUGCUCAAGGCGGACUGCCAGGGGUGCGAGGAGUGCGUGCGGAGGGGGGAGGGGGGCCUGGAUAAGAGGUUCAUGCGACUGAAUGAGAUCAUGAAGCGGCUGGGGCACUCGUACAUUGACGUGCUCAAGGUGGACUGCGAGGGGUGCGAGGAGCACUUCAUUCAGGAGCUGGUGGCGGCCAACCACAACAAGAUGGGCGCGCUCACCAUCCAUGGGGGCCGGCUGCCCUUCGGCCAGAUGCUCUGUGAAUUCCACAGGUGGGGAGCUGUGCGGUUAGAGUGGUUCGUGCAUGCGUGGAGUCGACAAGCGUAA